Messenger RNA from Rangifer tarandus platyrhynchus (Svalbard reindeer), 645 nucleotides. Lineage: Eukaryota; Metazoa; Chordata; Mammalia; Artiodactyla; Cervidae. The record is from the annotation of a GenBank genome assembly.
AUGAGUGCAGACUCGGACCUGGUGGUCCUCGUCUCCGCGGCGCGCACCAUCAUGGGCUCCUUCAAUGGUGCCUUAUCCACCAUUCCUGUCCGUGACCUGGGCUCAACUGUCAUCAGAGAGGUCCUGAAAAGGGCCGCUGUGGCUCCCGAAGAAGCCUUGGAGGUCACAUUUGGACACGUUUUGGCAGUAGGCUGGGGCAGAACCCUGUUCGACAGGCCAGUGUGGGUGCAGGAAUCCCCCACUCUGUUCCAGCGUGGAGCUGCCGAAUUAUCGGCAGGUCAGGCCUGCAGGCCGUGUGCCUCGCAGCCCAGUCGCACAGAUAGUUUCCUGGGCACAAGCAGGUGUGGAGCCUUUAUGGGAAUAGGACCAAUUCCAGCAAUAAAGCAAGCUGUUGCAAAAGCUGGGUGGUCACAGGAGGAUGUUGAUGUAUUCGAAAUCAGUGUAGCCUUUGCAGCCCUCUCUGUUGCAGUAGCUAAAGAACUUGGUUUAAACCCAGAGAAGGUCAACACUGAAGGAGGAGCCAUAGCCCUGGGCCAUCCACUUGGAGCGUCUGACUGUCGUAUUCUUGUCAUCCUGUUGCACGCACUGGAGCAUAAGGGUGGACAUCGUGGUGUUGCUGCCCUAAGCAUUGGGGAUGGGAUGUGA